AUGAAAGCUGCGGUGCUGAUCUUGACACUCCUGUUGAGCACGGCCAACGGUCAACGCUAUAUCCCUUUCAAUCGUAGGGCCCAAGCAUCGUACUCAAACACGUCCUCUUCUGCUUUACCAACCAGUGAUGACUCGUCGGCAGUGAUUCCUUCGCUAAUUUACUCCAAUACCAGCAGUAUUGCGUCUUCGACAUACUUAUCCACAGAACUUUCCUCCAGUGUUGUGGCCUCAAGUGCUGCACCCUCAAGCGCUGCACCCUCGAGUACUGCCUCAGUUGCCAGCUCAGCUCCCGCCUCAGCUGCUAGCUCAGCUCCUGCCUCAGUCGCCAGCUCGGCCGCUGCUUCAGUUGCCAGUUCAGCUGCUGCCAGUUCAGCUGCCAGCUCGGCUGCCAGCUCGGCUGCUGCUUCAGUUGCCAGUUCAGCUCCUGCCUCAGGUGCCAGCUCUGGCGCUCCUUCAGUUGCCAGCUCCGCUCCCGCCUCAGCUGCUAGCUCCGCUGCUGCUUCAGUCGCCAGUUCGGCUCCUGCCUCAGUUGCCAGCUCUGCCGCGCCUUCAGCUGCUAGCUCCGCUGCUGCUUCAGUCGCCAGUUCGGCUCCUGCCUCAGUUGCCAGCUCUGCCGCGCCUUCAGUUGCCAGCUCCGCUCCCGCCUCAGCUGCUAGCUCCGCUGCUGCUUCAGUCGCCAGUUCGGCUCCUGCCUCAGUUGCCAGCUCUGCCGCGCCUUCAGUUGCCAGCUCCGCUCCCGCCUCAGCUGCUAGCUCCGCUGCUGCUUCAGUCGCCAGUUCGGCUCCUGCCUCAGUUGCCAGCUCUGCCGCGCCUUCAGUUGCCAGCUCCGCUCCCGCCUCAGCUGCUAGCUCCGCUGCUGCUUCAGUUGCCAGCUCUGCCGCGCCUUCAGUUGCCAGCUCUGCCGCGCCUUCAGUUGCCAGCUCUGGCGCUCCUUCAGUUGCCAGCUCUGGCGCUCCUUCAGUCGCCAGCUCCGCUCCCGCCUCAGCUGCUAGCUCCGCUGCUGCUUCAGUCGCCAGUUCGGCUCCUGCCUCAGUUGCCAGCUCCGCUGCUGCUUCAGUUGCCAGCUCUGGCGCUCCUUCAGUCGCCAGCUCCGCUCCCGCCUCAGCUGCUAGCUCCGCUGCUGCUUCAGUUGCCAGCUCUGGCGCUACUUCAGUUGCCAGCUCUGCCGCGCCUUCAGUUGCCAGCUCUGGCGCUCCUUCAGUUGCUAGCUCCGCUGCUGCUUCAGUCGCCAGUUCGGCUCCUGCCUCAGUUGCCAGCUCGGUCGCUGUUUCAGUUGCCAGCUCUGGCGCUUCUUCAGUCGCCAGUUCGGCUCCUGCCUCAGUUGCCAGUUCAGGUGCUCCUUCAGUUGCCAGCUCCGCUCCUGCCUCAUCUGCUAGCUCCGCUGCUGCUUCAGUCGCCAGUUCAGCUCCUGCCUCAGUUGCCAGCUCUGCCGCGCCUUCAGUUGCCAGCUCUGCCGCUCCUUCAGUUGCCAGCUCCGCUCCCGCCUCAGCUGCUAGCUCCGCUGCUGCUUCAGUUGCCAGCUCUGGCGCUCCUUCAGUCGCCAGCUCCGCUCCCGCCUCAGCUGCUAGCUCCGCUGCUGCUUCAGUUGCCAGCUCUGGCGCUCCUUCAGUUGCCAGCUCUGCCGCGCCUUCAGUUGCCAGCUCUGGCGCUCCUUCAGUUGCCAGCUCUGGCGCUCCUUCAGUUGCCAGCUCUGCCGCGCCUUCAGUUGCCAGCUCUGGCGCUCCUUCAGUUGCCAGCUCUGCCGCGCCUUCAGUUGCCAGCUCUGGCGCUCCUUCAGUUGCUAGCUCCGCUGCUGCUUCAGUCGCCAGUUCAGCUCCUGCCUCAGUUGCCAGCUCUGCCGCGCCUUCAGUUGCCAGCUCUGCCGCUCCUUCAGUUGCCAGCUCCGCUCCCGCCUCAGCUGCUAGCUCCGCUGCUGCUUCAGUCGCCAGUUCAGCUCCUGCCUCAGUUGCCAGCUCUGCCGCGCCUUCAGUUGCCAGCUCUGGCCCUCCUUCAGUCGCCAGCUCCGCUCCCGCCUCAGCUGCUAGCUCCGCUGCUGCUUCAGUUGCCAGCUCCGCUGCUGCUUCAGUUGCCAGCUCUGCCACUCCUUCAGUUGCCAGCUCGGCUGCUCCUUCAGUAGCCAGUUCAGGUGCUCCUUCAGUUGCCAGCUCUGGCGCUCCUUCAAUUGCCAGCUCUGCCGCGCCUUCAGUUGCCAACUCUGGCGCUCCUUCAGUUGCCAGCUCGGUCGCUCCUUCAGUUACCAGUUCUCGCGCUCCUUCAGUUGCCAGCUCAGCUCCUGCUUCGGCCGCCAGCUCAGCUCCUGGCGUAUGCCCAGUCAGAACUGCGUCGGGUAUUGACGCAUACGCUACUCAGAUCUCAGAAGAUGCCGCAUCAAUCGAAGCUGUUAUUGCAACUUCUGGCGAAUGGGCACCACUCUUGGUCACCCUUGGGUGCGAUAUUGACGGUUUAGACAAUGCGGUAUUGGAUACUCCAAUUUCGUCUACCUCUGUCAACAAUCUUUUGGGAGCUUUCGGCACAGUGACAUCCGCACUGGUAUCUCUGUUCAGUGACAUUUCUAAUGCUGCCAACAGCAACCAGCAGCCGGUUCGUCGCUUAGCCGCACGAGCAGCUGAUGGUGGUGAUUCGGUUGUCUCAGUAGGAAACGAGCUGCUUCAACUUCAGAGCGAUAUCUACACUGAUAUUUACAGCACUGCCAAUAGCUCUCAAAUGAGUUCAUUUAUGUCUAUGGCUUCGUCCCUCAACUCUGCUGUUUCCCAAGCUGCUAGCGCUUUAGGUGCUACCUUUACUGGGAGCUUCUCUGCUCCUAGUGUGGCAUCUUCCUCAAUGGCUUCGCAAGGCUCCUCUGCUCCUGCUACGGCAUCUUCCGCAGUGGCUUCGCAAAGCUCCUCAAAUCAAACUUCGGCGUCUAUGACAUCGCAAGCGGCUACGUCGACUACGCAGCAAACGGCUGCAUCUGUCACAUCACCAUUGACAAGCGCUGUGUCUCAGCCCAACAUGGAAAGCCGGGAGCCCACCACUACAGUGGUCACUGCAUUCACUACGUAUUGCCCCGAAGCUACUACACUAUGUCCUGGAAACGGAAAGUGUUACACUGUUACUGAAGCCACCACCCUGACAGUAACUGACUGCCCUUGCACACUCGUGAAACCAUCGCCUACUGUGAUUAGCGCCAACUCGGGAUCAAAUCCUGGCGAAGUCAAUGCAGUGUCCACUACAGUGGUCACUGAAUUCACCACGUAUUGCCCCGAAGCCACUACACUCUGUCCUGGAAACGGAAAGUGCUACACCGUUACUGAACCUACCACCCUUACAGUAACUGACUGCCCUUGCACACUUACGAGAGAGUCACCUACUGUGACUAGUCCAAACUCGGCCCCUGAGCCUACUGGCGAGACCGGCACAUCCCCACAACCACUCCCAGUGGGUAGCAGCGCAGGACCUGGAGCCCAGCCUUCAAACAAGGGGUCUUUUGCUCCCGCUGUAAGUCCCGUUGAAACUUCUCCCGCUGUAGGUCCUGUUGGAUCUUCUCCCGCUGUAGGUCCUGUUGAAACUUCGGCUCCCGGUACCUCCGCUGCUUUGGCUAAUAGUGCCGGUAAGGUGUCUUCUGGCUAUCUUCUUAUAUUGAUUCCUUUGGUGUCGAUUCUUCUAUAG
Wickerhamiella sorbophila is the source of this 3648-nucleotide messenger RNA. Its product is annotated as S-antigen protein. Gene Ontology annotation, biological process: fungal-type cell wall organization. Gene Ontology annotation, cellular component: fungal-type cell wall. Gene Ontology annotation, molecular function: structural constituent of cell wall. NCBI's taxonomy places the organism in Eukaryota, Fungi, Ascomycota, Dipodascomycetes, Dipodascales, Trichomonascaceae. Bases 1 to 3648 code for a protein of 1215 amino acids. The record is from RefSeq and is a predicted model, not a curated record. The transcript has a single exon.